Candidozyma duobushaemuli is the source of this 726-nucleotide messenger RNA. It is a transcript of the gene HAC1, whose product is annotated as transcription factor. The record is from RefSeq and is a predicted model, not a curated record. The coding region runs from base 1 to 726 and encodes 241 amino acids. NCBI's taxonomy places the organism in Eukaryota, Fungi, Ascomycota, Pichiomycetes, Serinales, Metschnikowiaceae. Gene Ontology annotation, biological process: positive regulation of transcription by RNA polymerase II. Gene Ontology annotation, molecular function: DNA-binding transcription factor activity, RNA polymerase II-specific. The transcript is spliced from 3 exons.
AUGACUGUCGCCGUGGACCCUAACUUUAAGUCGUCCUUGCCCCCACGCAAGAGAGCCAGAACCCAAGAGGAGAAGGAACAACGCCGGGUGGAGCGGAUCCUCAGAAAUAGAAGGGCCGCCCACGCCUCCAGGGAGAAGAAGCGGAAGCACGUCGAGUACUUGGAGUCUUACGUCUUACUGUUGGAAUCGAACCUCGCCACCUUGUCCGAUAACUACGCCUCUGUGGCAAACCUCGUUUCACAAGACAAGAUUGAUGGUCUCAACUUGCCCGCCCUUCAAGACUUGACGUCGUUGAAGAACCAAAUCCACGCCAACAUGUCGCUGGUCACUCCUGCCUCAAAACCUUCCAAAAUGGGCUCUGUUCUGUUCGGUGACGACGACCGCGAUUGCGACGACAUGGAUCACCAUGGUGAUUUCUCCGUCGAGGACACACCCGACAUCCAGGAUUCCAAGAGCUCCCUCCUCAAAGUCGAGGAGUCGCCUCUGAACCUCUUGACCGCCUCCCCAGCAGGAUAUUUCAACUACCUCCUGCCGUUGAAGAUGAGUGAAUCAGUGGAUCUUGCCGAGUCUUACUCGGGUUCAACCACCUCCGGAUCCAUGCCUAGCACACCGGACAUGUCCAUGCAACACAACGAAGUGUCAAUGAUGGAUUCAGCUACCUCAGCUUUCGAUACUAUGGCGCAAAAUCCAGCAGCGAUUUUGUCUCCACGGUUAGUCAUGGCUUGA